AUGGUGAGGGUUCUGGCUUUUCUAGUGCUCCUGUGCCUAGUGGCCUUUUCGUUGGCCAAUGGCGCUGAAGCGGGAAAGAGGGUCGGUGUGUACAACCUCAGGAAAGGGAAUUUCUCUGUCAAGAUGACCAACUGGGGCGCCACUAUCAUGUCAAUCACCCUUCCUGAUUCCAAAGGGAACUUGGGGGAUGUUGUGCUGGGUAAAGACACCCUCUCUGAGUAUUUCAACGAUGGCUGCUACUUCGGCCCGCUGACCGGGCGCGUGGCCUACAGAAUUGCCGGGGGCCGGUUCAGCCUCGACGGCAAAUUAUACCACACGUACAUCAACGACGGCAGGAACACAAUCCAUGGUGGUCACAGGGGAUUCAGCAAAGUCAUAUGGACGGUGAAGGAGUACGUUGGCGGCGGCCACUCCCCAUACAUCACAUUCUUCUACCGCAGCUUCGACGGAGAACAAGGAUUUCCUGGAGAUUUGGAGGUGUACGCAACGUACCAAUUGUCGAGCCCGUACACCCUGAGCAUUCGCACGAACGCGACGGCUCUCAACAAGGCCACGCCGGUGAACUUCCUGCAGCACUUGUACCUGAACCUGGGCGGGCAGGGCAGCCGCGACGUGCUGGGCCACACGCUCCAGCUCUCCGCGUCGCGGUACAUCCCGUUGGACGACGAGCUCCUCCCGUCCUCCGGCCGGGUGGUUCCGGUCGCCGGCACCAACUACGACUUCCGGACGCCGACGCCGAUCGGCGCGCGCAUCCGGAAGGUCAGCGGAGGCAAGGGCCUCAUCGGAUACGACACCAGCUAUGUAAUCGACGGGGUGGGCAUGCGGAAGGUGGUGGCGGUCCGGCACAGCGCGUCCGGCCGCGGGCUGGAGCUGUGGGCCAACCAGCCGGCGAUGCAGCUCUACACCGGCAACGGGCUCAACAACACCAUCAAGGGGAAGGCCGGCAAGGUGUACGAGCGGUACGGCGGGUUCUGCUUGGAGACGCAAGGCUACCCCGACGCCGUGAACCACCCCGAGUUCCCGUCGCAGACGCUCAGGCCUGGUCACGUGUAUAAGCACGACAUGGACUACAAGUUCUCGUUCUAACUUUAUUUUUAGGGGAACUCAUUUUUAUUUUGAACGGUUCUGCCU
Messenger RNA from Lolium perenne, 1131 nucleotides. RefSeq lists its product as uncharacterized. Lineage: Eukaryota; Viridiplantae; Streptophyta; Magnoliopsida; Poales; Poaceae. Gene Ontology annotation, molecular function: carbohydrate binding; aldose 1-epimerase activity. The record is from RefSeq and is a predicted model, not a curated record. Gene Ontology annotation, biological process: glucose metabolic process; beta-D-galactose catabolic process via UDP-galactose, Leloir pathway.